Molecule: messenger RNA, 390 nt
Organism: Striga asiatica
Lineage: Eukaryota; Viridiplantae; Streptophyta; Magnoliopsida; Lamiales; Orobanchaceae
Source: the annotation of a GenBank genome assembly
AUGGUAUGUGCAUCCGCUCCUGCCCCACACGACACUUCUAAUCCCACGUCCCUCAGCCUCUCGAGCUCAGUUAGGAUCACCGAGACAAGAUCGGGCCUGUCCCUCCUACUUAGUUCACAAUGCUUUAAAGCCAACUUGGCCAGUGAGAGGGCCCCGUCAACUGGCCAGUCCACAAUUGUGCGGUCAAGCACAUCCACAAACUGGCAUGACUUGAUCACGGUCUCAACAUGGUGCGAAAGACCCAUAGCUGGCCGUGUUAUGUCGGCGGGCUUGAGGUCGCAGUGGACGAGGGGGCUUGGGACGGGUUCGGUGGAGGAAGUUGAGGGUAGUGGCAAAAUCAGUGAAUAUAGCAACAAAAUGAUAGGGAAUGUGUACAGCAAAAGAACGUGA